GCUCCACUUACAGCUCUCUCCGAUUGCAACUGAAACACUAAAACUACUAUACCAUGAACGACAGCACUGCAAACCCACCAGAUGCAUUUCUGUGUCCUCUGACAUUGGAGGUAAUGCAAGAUCCUGUGAUCAACCGAAAAACUGGCCAUCUGUUCGAGAAGAAAGCCAUCCUUCGUUGGAUCCAACGAGGGAACAACACAUGUCCAUUGACAAGACUGCCAUUAGAGCUAUCUGAUCUGGAGGAAGACAUUGGCCUUCGCUACGAGAUUUCCGAGUGGAAGGAGGUGCUGACAAUGCAUGAAAAGUUGGCGGGGGUAUCAUCACAAUAUGAUCCAAAGCGACUGCGGCGAGGUUCGGGCGAAGGCACCCGCGUGGUUUCUUGUUUUUGUUAGCAAUGCUACGUCUUUAUGAUCCUUUUUGGUUGAAGCGACAAUGACCUGGGAUUUGCACUCUUCAUCCAUCCGCGGCCCACCGUAAACCACAAAACAACCCAACCUGCGACUGACGUUCAGUCCUUGUCGGGAAGACGGAUACUGAACUAGCGCUUGAACAGUACUUAUUUUUCUUUCUAAAACAUAGACUCAAUUUACUCGAUA
Messenger RNA from Seminavis robusta, 596 nucleotides. Lineage: Eukaryota; Bacillariophyta; Bacillariophyceae; Naviculales; Naviculaceae. The record is from the annotation of a GenBank genome assembly.